UUGGUGGCGCAGCGCUGUGCACCUGCGACCUGGGUGUGAGCGAGGGCGCCCGCUGGACUCUGGACGGAACCGUGGUCCCUGUGUUUGCUGUCUCUGCUGUUGGCCGCCCUCUCUGUAAGCUUUGUUUCUGGCUGUCCGCAGACAAAGGGCUUGUUCUCUGCUGCACAAGUCGUCUUGGUUGUUCAGCCACGGGCUUCCACCACGGAAUCUCAAAUAGCCUCCAGCUGGGCGUCUCCCGAGGGCAGAGAUGAGGAACCCAGGAGCUCCCCAGGCCGGCUCGGUUUCCCAGGGCUUCCGCGUGAUGUUUUACAUGGUACAGCCCAAUGAGACAACAUUUCAGACCCUAGAAGAGGUGCCGGAUUACGUAAAACAGGCAACUCCGAUUUUCAUUUCCUUGAUGCUGCUGGAACUGAUUGUCAGCUGGAUUCGCAAAGGGAAGCUACCAGGUGGUCUGGAUGAUGCUUUAACAUCCAUGUCAGCAGGUGUGCUGUCCCGGCUUCCAGGACUGUUUUUCAGGAGCAUCGAAGUGACCAGUUACAUUUAUGUCUGGGAGAACUACAGGCUCUGCAAUUUGCCUUGGGAUUCCCCAUGGACUUGGUACUUGACCUUCUUAGGAGUUGACUUUGGCUACUACUGGUUCCAUCGCAUGGCUCAUGAGGUUAAUAUUAUGUGGGCUGGACACCAAGCACAUCACAGUUCUGAAGACUAUAACUUAUCCACAGCACUGAGACAAUCUGUCUUCCAGAUAUAUACUUCCUGGAUUUUCUACUGUCCUCUGGCACUCUUCAUACCACCUUCAGUGUAUGCUGUGCAUCUCCAGUUCAAUCUCCUCUACCAAUUUUGGAUCCACACAGAGGUCAUCAGUAACCUAGGUCCCUUGGAACUGAUUCUUAAUACUCCCAGCCACCAUAGAGUUCACCAUGGUAGAAAUCGUUACUGCAUCGACAAAAAUUUUGCUGGCACUCUUAUUAUCUGGGAUAGACUGUUUGGGACGUUUGAAGCAGAGAAUGAGAAGGUUGUCUAUGGCCUAACACAUCCCAUCAAUACAUUUGAACCCUUCAAGGUCCAGUUCCAUCAUUUAUUGUACAUGUGGACUACCUUCUGGGCCACCCCUGGAUUCUUCAAUAAGUUUUCUGUCAUAUUUAAAGGACCAGGAUGGGGUCCAGGUAAACCAAGGCUUGGGCUGAGUGAAGAAAUUCCACAGGUUACAGGCAAAGAAGUUCCCUUCUCCUCAUCUGCAUCUCAACUGCUAAAGCUCUACGCAGUUGUGCAGUUUGCACUGAUGCUUGGAUUUUACGAAGACACCUUUGCAGAUACGGCUGUGCUGUCACAGGUAACGCUCCUUCUGAGGGUCUGCUUCAUUAUCCUGACCUUGACAUCCAUUGGAUUUCUUCUGGAUCAAAGACCCAAGGCUGCUAGUGUGGAAACCCUUCGUUGCUUGAUGUUCCUGAUGCUGUUCAGACUUGGUCAUCUGAAGCCACUGGUCCCUUCCUUGUCAUUUGCUUUGGAGAUUUUUUUCUCCAUUUGCGUUGCCUUCUGGGGAGUGAGGAGCAUGAAACAACUUGCCUCCAGCCCGUGGAAAUGAGCUGAGUUUGUGCACAAGAGUCCGUUCAUAACAAUGUAUAUUCCUGCAUGUGGAACUAUGAUUGUCUUAUGUAAUGCUUACAUGAACUACUUCUUUAUGCUUUCUUGCUUUCACAUUUAUGGCUUUCUAUUAAAAUUAAAAGCAGUUACAAUUACUUUUAUUUUGAUAAUUGAAAAACAAAUGAUUUCAAGUAUGACAAAGCUAUGUUCACUGGUAGCAUCUUAGACUUGUAGAAGAGAAAAUGCAAAAAAAAGAACAAAGGAUGAAUAUUGCAUUUGCUUUUUUUGUUUUUGACAACAUUGCCCUGAUGUUUCAAAGGACUUACAAAAAGCUAAGGCAAAGUGAAACUAAAAUGAUAAGCUAAUUUUGGCCAAAAAUUUUGAAAUUCAUGCAAAUGAGGGAUUGUCAAAAGUUCACAGAACAUGCAUAUUAUGAAAAAAAAAAUCGUGCUUGGGGUUCAGGCAUGCUUUGCACCAAAAUAAGCUUAUCUGUAUAUUUCAUUUGAAGGUACCCUUGUGUUUGUCAUCAUGAAAAUUUAUUAAUUAGUUGUCUGCCUAAAGCUGGAUUUAUCUUUUCAAACUCAUGUAAAAUGAAGAGCUACAUUACAGAAAAAGACAUCACUGAAAUGAAAAUUAAUAAAUUUUGUCAAAAGUAGUUUGUUCAGUUGACUAAAUUGUGAUAUGUUCAUCUAAUAUGCUUGGUCAAUUUGCUUUGCCAGUUAAGGACCAUUCCUUAUCAAUAAUUCCUGUAUCAAGAGUUGUCACGAUUAAUAUUAAUAAAAUUCUCUAAAUAAAAUUG
Messenger RNA from Lepus europaeus (European hare), 2383 nucleotides. RefSeq names its product alkylglycerol monooxygenase (gene AGMO). The transcript is spliced from 13 exons. The record is from RefSeq and is a predicted model, not a curated record. Gene Ontology annotation, cellular component: endoplasmic reticulum. Gene Ontology annotation, biological process: lipid biosynthetic process. The coding region runs from base 248 to 1585 and encodes 445 amino acids. NCBI's taxonomy places the organism in Eukaryota, Metazoa, Chordata, Mammalia, Lagomorpha, Leporidae. Gene Ontology annotation, molecular function: iron ion binding; oxidoreductase activity.